Messenger RNA from Trichoplax adhaerens, 993 nucleotides. RefSeq lists its product as uncharacterized. Gene Ontology annotation, molecular function: G protein-coupled receptor activity. The transcript has 10 exons. The record is from RefSeq and is a predicted model, not a curated record. Gene Ontology annotation, biological process: G protein-coupled receptor signaling pathway. Bases 1 to 993 code for a protein of 330 amino acids. Gene Ontology annotation, cellular component: membrane. NCBI's taxonomy places the organism in Eukaryota, Metazoa, Placozoa, Uniplacotomia, Trichoplacea, Trichoplacidae.
AUGGAUGAUUUAAUUUCGAGCUUCAGUAAUACAACGAAACAAUUUAGCGCGACACUGGCUCUUGAAAACUUUGCUAUUGAUAAUCAAACUCAAAUCAUAUUACCAGGUGUCUAUGCUAUCUUAACAUAUCAACUAUAUCAUCUUAACAACAACUACAAGAGUGAUACGAUUAAUUUGAUGAUUAAGAAUACAACUGACACGGUAACACCAUUAAUUCAGGUUCCUAUUGCGACCAACGUUAAUUAUCGGGAAGGUUUCAUAUCAGUUAUCGCAGUUAUUGUCAACAAAACUAAUCUACCGGUGGAUAUAAGUUCUAUUAGACAGGCACCUAUUGUUUUCUUGGUUAUUAAUGCUACAAGUGAUCAGAUAUUUAUACAUCCAAUCAGAGUCACUUUUACAGAUACGGAUAAUGUGCGAAAUAAACAGUGCGCUUAUUGGAUUCAGAGUAUUCAUCAACCUGAGGAUGGAUAUUGGUCUAAUAAGGGGAUAAAAACUAGUUAUAGUUCCGACAGAAGUGUUUUAUGCCAAUUUAAUAAAACUCAAGAAAUUUCUUAUGCAAUCACUUUGAUACAGCAGAAACCUAUUGCAACUGAGGAAAGUAUAUGUCAAAAAUUUGGUAUCUUUACGUCUGGUCUUGGUCUAACAGCCGUUCUCUGGUUAUUGGUUGAUUGCAUAGCUAGAUAUGUCGAUACCAAAGGACGUAAAUUUGGACGAAAUAUAAUGUUUAUUUUUUUAUCCCUCGGAUACGUAUUUCCAGCGUUACUCACGGCUGCAAUUGCUAGUAUAUUUGAAAGGAAUCAAUUUGGCGGUUAUUACUUGUGCUUGCUUUCAAAAAAUAGCUUCCUUAUCGGACCUUAUAUUGCCGCCUUCGUUAUUGUAUUUAUGAUUGGUAUGGCCUUGAAUAUCUUAAAUGUUAAAGCAACAUCACACCGGGAAUCUCAAGAAGGAGUCGAAAAUGAAAGCAAAAAUAGCUGUCAAUCUAUCCACAAGUAG